CCGCCCGCCCCCCGCCCCACCGCCCGCCCGGCGCACCCAGGCCUGACCCACCCGCUCCAGCCCCCCCCAGCUCCAUGGCGAGGACGGACCCCUGACGGCAGGCGCGCCCGCGGGCCAGAGGAGACGGCGCCGGGCACGGGCCCGGGGAGAUGCCCUCGGCGGCCCUGACAGCAUCGGGUCCUCCCUGACCCUGCCGCCGCCCUGAGCAUCCCGUCCCCCAUCCCGAGGGCAGGGAGAGGCGGGGGCCUCCCCCCCGGGGCCGGCUGCCAAGAUGGUGAUGUCCCAGGGCACCUACACCUUCCUCACCUGCUUCGCGGGCUUCUGGCUCAUCUGGGGCCUCAUCGUGCUGCUGUGCUGCUUCUGCAGCUACCUGCGGCGGCGGGUGAAGCGGCAGCAGGAGGAGCGGCUGCGGGAGCAGAGCCUGCGCGCGCUGGAGAUGGAGCCACUGCACUACGAGGGUUACGGGGGCAGCCCCCCCGGCAUCGCCAUUCCCCACCGCCUCCGCCUCGAGCCCCACCAUCACCAUCAUCACCCCCACCACAUCCCACCCCCCCGGCCCUGGAGCUGCCGGCACGGGGUCCGGGGGGGGCUUUGCCUUGCAGAGUCGGACCUGUCAAAGCCGCCGUGCUAUGAGGAGGCACUGCUGAUGGCAGAGCCCCCCCCGCCGUACAGCGAGGUGCUGAUGGACACGCGGGGGCUCUACCGCAAAAUCAACGCCCCUUUCCUGAGCCAUGAGCGGCUGGAGAAGCAGGAGCAGCCUCCCAGCUACAAACCCCUUUUCCUGGACGCCGGCUACGGUUCAGCGCUGCACCUGCCCCGCUCAGCCAGCCCCGGCCCUGCCUGCCCGGACCUCUACCUGCAGCAGGAGUGCUCCCCACGCAUGUUUCCCAGCUGGACGGACUCGGAGCUCAGCAGCAGGGACACCUACGAGACGGGACCCUGGCACCUCCCGGUCUCCAUGCCCCUCUUCGGCAGGACUACCGCUGUCUAACAGCGGCCACGGGGGACGCCCGGACCUUGCCAUGCACCUGGGGGGGGGUGGGGGGGUUUCGGUUGCUCGUGUCACCCCAGGGACACCCGCCCCGGCGCGGGCCAUCGCCGCCGGCGCGGAAGGGGCUGGUUCCCCGUCUGGCCCCUGCCGGCCCCCCCAUGGCCGGGGGCGCUGGGGACCCGGACUCUGCUCUGUUUCUUAAAUUUUUUGUUUGUUACAGUUUGAGAAUAAAAGUUUGUGGCUCGG
This is a messenger RNA of Parus major (Great Tit), 1237 nucleotides long. RefSeq names its product proline rich 7, synaptic (gene PRR7). The transcript has 2 exons. NCBI's taxonomy places the organism in Eukaryota, Metazoa, Chordata, Aves, Passeriformes, Paridae. The coding region runs from base 272 to 991 and encodes 239 amino acids. The record is from RefSeq and is a predicted model, not a curated record.